AUGGGAUUAUGGCCAUUACACUUACACCGCGACUUUCUUUUCUUUGAAAGACAUUCCGGUGUCUCUUAUGCACUCAUAUAUCCCGGAAACAAUCCCGAAAAUGUUAAAGUCAAGCAAGUUAACUGGCUCUCCAUGAUCGGUGACGCUACUCCCAAUCUCGGUGGGAAAAUACCCUCAAUAAUAGGCAUGGAAAAGACCAACGACACAAGCAACGUAUACUGGGGUUUCCAAAAGAUCCCUAGCGGCUGCGAUGUAUUCCAAUGGAUGAAGAUACUCUUGGAACCAUUUGAUAUAUCUGGUUACCAAGACUCAUCUCAUGUCCAGACGACUAAGAAUUUCCUCGAUAAACAUGGCCUUACCGCAGUGGAACUAGUAUCCAAAUACCUCAGAUUGAUAUGGAAUGCGGCUAAAGUGGAGAUCGAUGCCUAUGAGCCUCAAAUCUUUGAGACAGCUGGGAUCGAGAAGACUGUAGUAUUAUCAGUUCCUGCGGGUUGGAGCGAGAAGGCGACUCAGAACACUUAUGCUGCUGCGGCUGCGGCUUUCAGAGGCCAGGGGAUAGACUAUAAAAAGAAUCUAAAGCUUAUCAAUGAGCCUGCGGCGGCGGCUAUUCAUGUUCUUACUCAGGAGAAAAAGGAUAAUCCUGAUUUUGUUAAGGAAGAGGACUGUGUCAUUGUAUGCGAUGCAGGUGGUGGUACAGUGGAUGUGGUGACUUUUCAAGUAGCGAAUAUAAGUCCUCACUUGGUUCUUGAAGAAAAAGUGGCCCCUAAGGGGGGGCUAUGCGGGUCUAUUUAUCUGGACAAAGCGUUCGAACCCGUACUAUCGUCUAUGAUAGGCCAGAGGAAGCCUAGGAAUGGCAACAAGUUAGUUGACAACCUCGAGAACGCUCGCGAUGUAGUCACAAAUCAGUUUAAUCGCGAAGUCAAAACCCAAUUUGGGGGGGAACAUUCGAAGUCAAGAGUAUUCACAACGUCGUUUUACCCUGCAAUUAAAGACCCUCAAAACCCAGAGACUGAAAUUUCAGAACUCAGGUUUAGCUUUGAGACGCUUCGAGCAAUCUUUGAACCGAUCUGCCAUAAAAUUUGGUUUUUAAUAAACAGUCAGAUUGAAAAGCUGGAAGAAUUGAAUCUUCUGCACAAACUAAAGGUAGUUGUCCUUGUAGGGGGCUUUGGCAAUAGCCAGUACCUUCGGCAGUUCCUGAAGGAGCAGUUAGCAAGAAGGGGCAGCUCUGUGCAGCUCAAAAUGCUAGCCAAUGGGGAGGGUAUUGCAUCGGUAGCAAAGGGAGCGGUACUCGCAGAAGCAAUAGGGAUCACCCGAAUCUUCAACGUGUUUGUUGCGAGGCAUAAUAUUGGUGUGGAAGCAUGUCGGACCUACGAUCCUAGGAUUCAUAGUACAAGGUAUCGGUUCGUGCAUGGCAUCACAGGAGAAGACUCAGUUAAUACGGUUGUAUGGUUUGUGGAAAUGGUAUUUGUCCUCAAGCCCUUCGUUUUUAAGAGUACUUAA
This is a messenger RNA of Orbilia oligospora ATCC 24927, 1500 nucleotides long. RefSeq lists its product as uncharacterized. Bases 1 to 1500 code for a protein of 499 amino acids. NCBI's taxonomy places the organism in Eukaryota, Fungi, Ascomycota, Orbiliomycetes, Orbiliales, Orbiliaceae. The transcript has 7 exons. The record is from RefSeq and is a predicted model, not a curated record. Gene Ontology annotation, molecular function: ATP binding; ATP-dependent protein folding chaperone.